GUUUCGCGUCCAGCCUCUACUGUCAACUUGCUUUUCUAAAACCAAAACACUCCAUUCCGUUUUGCUGCAAACUGUUGGUGUAAUUUAGCACAUUCUUUACAAUGAACCAAAAAGUUUCCACCGUUAACGACCCUGAAUUGCAGGCAAAAGUGAAGAAAACGACUGAAAAAAUAUCGGAGAAUAUGCACAUAAUUGCCAACGAGCCAAGUUUAGCGUUUUACCGCAUCCAGGAACAUGUCCGCAAGGUAAUCCCGCUCAUCGUAGACCGCCGAGCGGAAGUCGUACAGCUACAGCAGGAUCUGCAGGGCAAGUGUUACGAUAUGGAGUAUGCGAUAAGUGCCGUGAAAGAUAUCGAGGCUGCCGACACUUCAUUGAAAAACGUUCAAGAGUUGCUGAAAAAUGCCAUAUUUCUCAAACAGCAGCUCAAGUACGUAGAAUCCAGACGACCCAAGAAAGAUACUAACAGCUCUGUGUACAAGAGAUUUUCGGCACACAUCACUCUGGACCUGCCGGACUUGACCGACAUAUCCGGGGUGGUGCGAGAAACUACCAACCGUGUAGAGCACAUGAUGUCACAGGCCCGAAAUUCAAACAGCAACAUAAACAACAAUUCCUCAGGUGCAACGAGUUCCACCGGUGGUCCCGCGGAACUGCAACGCUCGUACACUACUCUACAUUGAAAGGAAAAUGUGCAACGCUAGUCACCGUUAAGUUUCGUUCGUUCCUUUCCAUUUUACGAUCUGUGAUGUUUCCGUUUCACGCAUUCCUCUCAGAGAGAGAUGACAAAAUUAAGUAUUAUUAUUUUGUUCCUGUUCCGGGAACCCAUCAAUAAAAUGUGGUUUUAUUUGACGCUAUAGUUCA
This is a messenger RNA of Anopheles funestus (African malaria mosquito), 861 nucleotides long. Its product is annotated as BLOC-1-related complex subunit 8 homolog. Lineage: Eukaryota; Metazoa; Arthropoda; Insecta; Diptera; Culicidae. The coding region runs from base 102 to 680 and encodes 192 amino acids. The record is from RefSeq and is a predicted model, not a curated record. The transcript has 3 exons. Gene Ontology annotation, cellular component: BORC complex.